Molecule: messenger RNA, 2553 nt
Organism: Anastrepha ludens (Mexican fruit fly)
Lineage: Eukaryota; Metazoa; Arthropoda; Insecta; Diptera; Tephritidae
Product: sodium-coupled monocarboxylate transporter 1
Exons: 6
Coding region: 1-2124 (707 amino acids)
Biological process (GO): sodium ion transport; transmembrane transport
Cellular component (GO): membrane
Molecular function (GO): symporter activity
Source: RefSeq, a predicted model, not a curated record
AUGUUUCCACCAAUGGCUACGCUCCUCAAAUUGUUAUUCCUUUGUGCGUUGGCGCAUAGCUCCAAUGCGUUGGCUGUGCCAGACAACAAUGCUCGCAAGCAUCUUCAAGUAGCUUCAACAGCACCACCAACGACGCAGCAGCUCUUCAAGCAAUCGCCACCGUAUUUGCUGGUGCGCGGCGAUGCCACAUUUGCGCCGACAGACUCCGCGCCCGAUUUGCUGGAUGCAAUAGACUCAGCUGAAAAACGCAACUUCGAUGUGGCCGCGCAAAUGUUGAUGAAAAUGUAUAACGAACAUCUGAGUGCCACUCGUGGUGAGAGCGAUGUGGCGAGUGAGAAAGAGGAAUGCAGCAACCCAUCGCAUAAAGCCGCCUUCUCCGCUUAUGAUUACACGAUACUGCUCUCCAUGCUAAUCAUAUCGCUGGGCAUUGGCGUAUUUUAUGGUUUCUUCCACAAAUCGGGCAGCUCAUCAGAAGAUUUCCUACUAGGCUCGGGCAUGUCCAUUUUUCCGGUAACGCUAAGUUUGACAACGAGCUUUAUUACGGCCAUUGAAUUGCUGGGAAAUCCAUCGGAGAUGUACCUGCAGGGCACACAAUUCGUGCUAAUUGUGAUUCCAAUGGUUAUGGUUAUACCCGUUGCCGUUAAAAUAUUCUACCCGAUAUAUUUCAAAAUGGAAUUGACGAGCUGUUAUGAAUACCUUGGAAUACGCUUCGGCAAGGAGAUACGGAUUCUAGGCGCGGUUUUGUAUGUUAUACAGAUGUGCUUCUACACAGCAGUGGCUGUGCUGGCGCCAGCGAUCGCUCUCUCUAAAGCCACGGGCUUGAAUACGAAAGUUGCUGUGAUUUUGAUUUAUUUAGUUUGUGUUUUCUACUCCUCUCAGGGCGGCAUGAAAGCAGUGGUUAUUGCGGACACCUUUCAGGCUGCCGUUUUAGCUCUAUCCUUGGUGCUAGUCAUUGCGCUGGGCAGCUUCUAUAGCGGCAAUGCCGUAGAGAUAUUCAGCACGGCGGCCGAUCGUCAUCGGCUGGAGUUCUUCAAUUUUGAUUUAGAUCCUACCACACGUCACACAGUAUGGUCCGUGGUAAUCGGUGGUUUCUUCUACUGGACCUCAUUGUUCUGCACCAACCAGGCGUCGGUACAGAAGUGCAUGUCGCUGAAAUCACUGAAAUUGGCCAAGGUGGCUUUGGGUUUCGCGAUACUCGGAUUGGUUAUAGUGUUCCUAAUGAACUUCUACACGGGUUUAAUGAUUUUCAAUCACUACGCUGAUUGUGACCCAAUCACAGCUGGACGCAUCACCGCUUCCGAUCAACUGCUGCCCUUCUACAUCAUUAGCACCUACGAACAUGUCUACACGAUCGCUGGCAUUUUUGUGGCGGGUAUCUUCGCUGCCAGUUUGGGAACUGUGGCAUCUGCAUUGAACUCCUUAUCCGCUGUAACUUGCGAGGACUUGCUGGUGAAUGGCAUGAAUAUCAAAAUAACACCAGACAAAGGUGCACUCUAUGCCAAGUGGAUGUCUUUGGGCUACGGCAUAGCAUCCUUUGGCUUGGUGUUCAUUGUGGAGAAGCUGGGGGGUGUGCUACAAGCGACAUUGACCCUGAAUGGUUUGAUUGGCGGUGUGACUUUGGGUCUGUUCGUGCUGGGUAUAGCCUUUAAACGCGCCAAUACCAAAGGUGCCUUCUACGGUGGCUUACUAUCACUAGCCAUUGUGAUAUUUAUCGGGGUUAUGGCGCAAAUUGUCAAUGUGGACCCUGUAGAACUGCCACUAUCGGUGGAAAAUUGUGAUUGCAAACACAACGUGACUAUGGAAGUUUUACCCUCAACAUUUGAGGCUGUAGGAGAAAGUGGCUUCAGUUCGUGGCCGAUAUUCAAGCUGAGCUAUAUGUGGUACUCCACGAUAGGCACGUUGCUCACAAUAUUUUUAGGGCUAGUCAUAUCGCUUAUUGUGUCCGCCGUGCAACGGCAUAAUGUGCUCAAAAUAAGUUCUACGCGCGAGGAGCAGGAACGCAGCAAGCCAGGGGCGUCACCGCAGUUUAGUACUGAGAUCAAAGUGAUGGCUACGUCGGAGCCAGCCUCUAUGGAAAAGGCAGAAGGGCAUGUGAAUCAUGCCAUACGAUUGGACGACGAAUAGAAGUGGCCUGUGGAGGCGUAGAAUUUAACAAAAGCAAAAUGGAGGCUUAACAAGUUGUGAAAAACGAAAAAAAAACUAAAUAAUUAUACAAAAGAUUUUGCCAAGUGGCGUGUUUUUGCUAAGGCCUAUUGCUGUUUUAAAUAAUGUACAAAUUAAUUACUUUAGUGAAACUAAGUACUUGUUAUAAUUAAUAAUACUUUUACCGUUUGAAUGCUUUCAAAUUGUAUCAGUCACGUGCAUGCAUAUGUAAAUUAUUCCAGUCAUUAAUUUAGUAUUUAAGCCUAAUAUAUAUGUAUAUAUAUUGUAUAUAUUUAUAUAUACUUUCUUAUAUUCGUAAGCAAAUUUUGUAAUCCAGUUUUUAAUGCGGAUGUAACUAAGAGAAAAGUGAUAAGCUCAAAUGUAAGAUGCACAAAAGGAAAUACAUACUUA